Molecule: messenger RNA, 16050 nt
Organism: Monosiga brevicollis MX1
Lineage: Eukaryota; Choanoflagellata; Craspedida; Salpingoecidae
Exons: 36
Coding region: 1-16050 (5349 amino acids)
Biological process (GO): protein phosphorylation; microtubule-based movement
Molecular function (GO): ATP binding; microtubule binding; protein kinase activity
Source: RefSeq, a predicted model, not a curated record
AUGGCCUCUUUCCACGGACAUUCUGAUGUCAUCGACGUCCUAUUGGAGCAUGGCGCAGACCUUGAUGCCAAAAACACAGAAAACCAGACACCGCUCGACUUAGCACGCCAAAACGGCCAUGGCGACAAGGUGGAACGCAUAUUUGCAGCUUACAAGGCUGCACAAAACGCACCCCCCCAUUCAACUUCUACGCAAACUGCUCCUGCUACGCAGCUUGAGCCAUCUUGGCCGCCAACGCUGCCUGACGACGUACCCACCUUGAAGGCGACAGCCUCGGUGGUCAUGGCAGUCGAAGCCUGGCUCCAGCCACUGCUGCCCACGAAUGCCAUCACCCACCCGUUUCCGCACCUCGACGCUUUUGUCACCAAUGCCCAAAGCAACGCCGGCGUGCGAGUGUCUGCAAAAGUGAUCAAACAGAGAAUUGACGAAGCGCCAGUGGAUUUGCCUCAGAUGGAUUGGGCGGCUUUUCAAACAAUUGCAGCCAACGCCCUUGCCUCGCUUGACCAGGUGUUGAAAAUAGCCGAGGCCCUCGCUGCCCGCAUGAGCCAAUCGGACCCAGAAGCCACCACUCUUAAAGCAGAGCUCAUGGCAAUGCACGAUCUGACGUGCCAACCCGACCUGAAGCCGGCCUUUCAUGAACUUUGCGAAGCACUCACACAAUGCCCCGCUCCACCUGCCCCCAGCCCUUCGGCACCGAAAACCCCCCCGGCAAAUCUCACAGCGGCCAUUGACCGACUGGCUAGCCUUCAGAACGUGGGCUCGGAGCACUCACGUCUCCUGAGGACUAGCAACAACCAGAUUGAGCGCCUCAUACUCGAUCUCAUUGAUGCCCUGGAUACCCUGGCGGAAAUGGGAAUCAAGGAUACGAGUAACCGCGUUCGAAGACUGCGACAACAAGCCAAGCGCCAGCCAAUCGAACAGACACCUCCUCAGAGCUUGUCCGCAGCCUGGAAAAAACUCUGCCGGGCCCACGAGAAGCUCAGCCAAUCCAAUCAGAAUGGUCUUGAGCCAGUUGCGCAGUGGCAACCACCUCCCGACUACGAGCAUUACGCCUGGUAUCAAGCGUUUGUGCAUCACGAAACCCAAUGCCUGGUGCAACAGCUACAAGACAUGAACAACUGGCGAGAAAAGACGAUGUCCGUGCUGUCUUCGUGUAUGGAUCUUGCAGACAAUCUGGCUGAGAGCGUUGAUGAUCAAACUGUAUCUGCGCAUAAAGAGCUAGCCGAGUUGCACGAGCAGAUCAAAGCAAUUUCUUUCUUUCUCCAGGCUGCGCCCCCGGACAUGCGAUCUGGCCUUGGGGACAGAUUGAACGAAAUGAAAGCUCGACGCGACACCUUGCAAAGACAGCUUCAAGGCCCAUCGGAUGACGAAAACCAGACACCGCUCGACUUAGCACGCCAAAACGGCCAUGGCGACAAGGUGGAACGCAUAUUUGCAGCUUACAAGGCUGCACAAAACGCACCCCCCCAUUCAACUUCUACGCAAACUGCUCCUGCUACGCAGCUUGAGCCAUCUUGGCCGCCAACGCUGCCUGACGACGUACCCACCUUGAAGGCGACAGCCUCGGUGGUCAUGGCAGUCGAAGCCUGGCUCCAGCCACUGCUGCCCACGAAUGCCAUCACCCACCCGUUUCCGCACCUCGACGCUUUUGUCACCAAUGCCCAAAGCAACGCCGGCGUGCGAGUGUCUGCAAAAGUGAUCAAACAGAGAAUUGACGAAGCGCCAGUGGAUUUGCCUCAGAUGGAUUGGGCGGCUUUUCAAACAAUUGCAGCCAACGCCCUUGCCUCGCUUGACCAGGUGUUGAAAAUAGCCGAGGCCCUCGCUGCCCGCAUGAGCCAAUCGGACCCAGAAGCCACCACUCUUAAAGCAGAGCUCAUGGCAAUGCACGAUCUGACGUGCCAACCCGACCUGAAGCCGGCCUUUCAUGAACUUUGCGAAGCACUCACACAAUGCCCCGCUCCACCUGCCCCCAGCCCUUCGGCACCGAAAACCCCCCCGGCAAAUCUCACAGCGGCCAUUGACCGACUGGCUAGCCUUCAGAACGUGGGCUCGGAGCACUCACGUCUCCUGAGGACUAGCAACAACCAGAUUGAGCGCCUCAUACUCGAUCUCAUUGAUGCCCUGGAUACCCUGGCGGAAAUGGGAAUCAAGGAUACGAGUAACCGCGUUCGAAGACUGCGACAACAAGCCAAGCGCCAGCCAAUCGAACAGACACCUCCUCAGAGCUUGUCCGCAGCCUGGAAAAAACUCUGCCGGGCCCACGAGAAGCUCAGCCAAUCCAAUCAGAAUGGUCUUGAGCCAGUUGCGCAGUGGCAACCACCUCCCGACUACGAGCAUUACGCCUGGUAUCAAGCGUUUGUGCAUCACGAAACCCAAUGCCUGGUGCAACAGCUACAAGACAUGAACAACUGGCGAGAAAAGACGAUGUCCGUGCUGUCUUCGUGUAUGGAUCUUGCAGACAAUCUGGCUGAGAGCGUUGAUGAUCAAACUGUAUCUGCGCAUAAAGAGCUAGCCGAGUUGCACGAGCAGAUCAAAGCAAUUUCUUUCUUUCUCCAGGCUGCGCCCCCGGACAUGCGAUCUGGCCUUGGGGACAGAUUGAACGAAAUGAAAGCUCGACGCGACACCUUGCAAAGACAGCUUCAAGGCCCAUCGGAUGACGUGGCAAAGUUGGCACAACUGCUGCAUCAACAUUUUCCGGCCCUCCUGGUAUUUUUGUGCCCGGAUCAGAGCAUGUUGGGAGCGCAUCUCCGUACCGUGCUUGGCCCCGAUCUUCCGGUCAGCCUCAUCUUGGAGGCCAUGACCGAAGUGGACGGAUCAUUGACGCUCCUCAGCCUAGGCCAACUUGAGCUGAUCUACAUCCAAAACCACAAGGUGUACAAAGCCCGCGCACAGCUGCCAAAUUGCCCUGAGCAAGAAUUGGCCGUCAAAGAGUAUGCGUUUGCUCGACAGCAGCAGGAUCAGUUCCGUACUUUUCUUCGCGAGCUUCGCGCCAUGCGUAAGCUACAACAUGCGCACAUCAUUCCAGUCCUGGGCGCGCUUGUGGAUGUGCGAGAUGGGCAUCCAAGUGCCUACCUGGUGCAGCCAUGGUGUGCGCAGGGUGACCUGCAGCAGUGGUUGAGCAAGGUGACUCGCCAUGUGGCCACCUCGGGCGUCAUUAAAGGGCUGAUGAACCAGCUGCGCACGGCCCUGGCCUUUAUGCACAGCAAGGGCUUAGUGCACCGUGAUGUCAAGCUGAGCAACGUCAUGCUGGACGGCUCGGAGGAUCACCCUAAAGUACGGCUGGGCGAUUUUGACAUUGCCAAGGCGGCGGCUGAAGCAACGUUGUUGCCUUGCACGGCCACUGCAUCGUCGGGCACGGCAGGCUAUGUCGCACCCGAGGUCCUCUUUGGCAGGGGUCGCGUGGGUGCGCGUCCAACACAGGAUGCCUUUUCCUUUGGCUGCGUUCUCUACAAUACCUACAUGUUCCCACAGACAGUACCGCCAGCUAGCUUGCCCACGGACCAGCUGGUCGAAAAGAGCAAUUGGGAUCCAACAGCAACAACCACAGAAAAUAAGGCCUGCAAGUUUUCGCAUCUAGCUGCCGAGGUGGCUGAGCUCUUGAAGCAGCUGGGCGCCGACGGACGAGGUCCCAGAAACAUGACUGUAAAACGGGUGGAGCGUGUGCACAAUCCCGUACUGUGGGAGCGCUACCGCAGCAAGCGACGUGAGAUGGCCGAGCGCACGGCAAACUACGAGCACUUUGCCCAACUCCAAUCAGCUACGGUGGAUGCGCUGCCAGGCCAACCAGCCUUGCUCCGAGAUAUGCCGUGCCAGGAGCGCCUGCUGCUCCAUGGCAUUGGCCCCGAUCACGAGCUGCGUGAUAAGAUUGUGCGCCUGGGCCUCGACUAUCGCUUUGCUGGCAGCAGUGCCGGUACUCUCUUUGGGCGGGGCAUCUAUCAAGCCGACCACCCCGGCAAGGACCGUGCCAAGAUGAAGGCCGAGGCGGCAGAGACCGCUUUGAUGGCGGCGCAAGCGCGAUUGCCCGUAGACCGCUUCGCCGCGCUGCGCUCGAGCCUCGAUGCCCUCGUAGCGGCGCUGGCACAACAACAAGAGACUGAAGAGGCACAGCGCCGUAAAGCUGAGCAGUUGCAUACGGACGUGCAGAACCAACGCCAACGGCUGGCUCAGCACGAUGGCAGCAUCCUCCAAGAGGGGACCCCACAGAUGGCGCUGCACCAAGAGCUUCUGACCGCCAGCAACGAGCUCACACUCGUUCAUCGGAAGCUACAAGACCGCGAGGAAGCCAUUGACCAGCUCAAGGAAGACCUGGCCAACGCCAAGUUUGACCUCGGCGUCUCCCUCGAUAGUCGCGGUGACAGCGAGCGCAUACAGCAGAUUGAACAGCAGUCAACCGGCUUGCAGGCCGAGAUUGAUCGUGACACGUUACAGGCCUCGGAGUUGCAGGAAGAACUUGAGUCCUUGCGCGCCACCGUUCUUGCGAGUCGCGAUCGAGAGGCCGCUGCCGCGGCUACUGUACAAAGCCUCCAAAACGAUAUGCAGGCAGCCAACGCGCUCCCCCAACGCAUUGCAAAUCAGGCUGGGCUCCUCGUUAACAACAAAAACCGUUGUGCCGCUGAACUUGAGCAACUCGAGCAAACGCUGCAAAAUCGGAACCAAACCCUGGUUGAUUUGCGCGACAACCUCGCCCGCGUGCAGCAGGAUACCAGCGCGGUCGAUGACGCCAUUGAAGCCGCCAUCGCCGAUCGCCUGCGUCUCGAGCGACUCCAGCAACAACAUGAACUUACGAUUCAGAGCACUGAAGAAGCCAGUGUCGACCUAAUUGGGCAACGUGCCCUGCUUGAAACCCAAAUAGAUUCUGCCGCGGGCCGCCUUCACUCCCUUGAUGAGCAGGUGGCUGCCAUCAAACGCCAUCAAGACCGUGCCUUGCGUGAGCUCAAGGCCGCCCAGAGCAAGGAGGAAACGCUACGCUUGGCACGAGACACGGCUGUCAAAGAACGUGACCGGGUGGCUGUCGCGGUGGAUGCUCGCCGCAAAGAAGCUCUAGAUAUUGCCGGCGGACUAGAACGACUCGAGGCCGACCUAACCACGAGUCAGCGCGCAUGGGAAUCCACAGCAGGCGUCUCGCGCGCCGCCGUGGCCAAGGUACAGGGCAUGCAUGCCAAAAACCGCUCCCUUGAGAAGGAGCUGGCCCAUCUGGUGCGCCAAAGUGCCGACUUGGCUCGGCAACAUGCGGCUGUCCGUCGGGCCGUAGAUCAUGCAGGCGCCGAAAAGCUGCGCUCGCUGCAAGUGUUGACGGCGCAGGAACAGCACCUCAACUCGGCCGCCCUGGGCCAGCGAGAUGCCAAGCGCAGCCUUGAUCAAGUGGGUUCAAAGGUCACGGCCGUUGCUAUGCUUCUCGGGACCGCCAAGAAUGAGAAGAACCUCUGCCUCACGCAGAUCAACAGCCUGCAGCAGCGCCUGGCCGAAAUGCGUGACAAACAGCGCAUGUUGCACACGGAAAUUGAGAUUCUUCGCGCCUCGGCUGAGGAGAAGGAUGUCAAAAUCAACGAGAUCAAGGCUGACGCCGCUGCCCGUGGCGUCAUCCUUGAGGGCCUGCGCGGAGAAGUCAAUAGCACACGGCAGCAAGAGCGCGAGCUGCAGACCCAGGGCAAGAAUCUGGGGCGCCUCAACCAAAAGCUGUUGGAAAGCAUAGAAGUGGUGGAGAAGAAACUGGCACAGCUCCGUCAGGAGCAGGAAAGCGUCGUUCGCCAACGUGACUUUCAUGCCAAGGGAUUGGUGCGCCGGCAACACGACUUGGCUCAGCUUUAUGAGAACCUCAACGUCACCAACAACACGCUCCACCAGGGCGAGAUGGAAUUGCAAGAGCGCGAGCAGGACCUGAAGCUGCUCAAUGCCGAAAAGGCUGAGCUGCUUCGAGCUAUCCGUCUCCUCAACAAAGCGGUGCCUGUCAAGCACAAACUACAGAACGAUCUCCUGGAAUCGCAGCUGGAACUGGUUUCCUGUCAGAAGCGAACGUCCGAACUUGAGGAACAGCUGCAAUCACAUACGCGCGUACAGCGGCAGCGUCCCGAGGAUGAAACAGAAGACCUUGAUCCGGUGGCGCUUGAGGAAAAGGCGACGCGCUUGGCCGAACGCUUGGCCAACAAGGAGGAGCAGGUCUUGGAACGUGACAUGGUGCUUGCAGAAACCGAACGUCUUCUGGGUCGCGCUCUGCGCCGACUCGAGGCCGGCCGGGGCGACGCACUGCAGGCCACCGCCACCGCACGCGACUUUCAGAUGCGCCUCAACGAGCUGCAGCUCAAGCUCAAGGCCUGCGUGUCCGAGCUGGCCAUGUACCAGACCAAGGCCUCACAGUAUCAGCGCGAAGCAGACGACCUUCGCGAUACACUUGAAAUGGCCGAAGCCAACCUCCUGGCCAACCGCCCUCCCAAUCCCGAGAUUGAAAGCGAGUGGCAACGGUUGAAGCGCCGUUUCAAGCAGGAAUGGAAUGCCGCGCUAUCUGCCAGUAUGGAUCUUACCCAAGGCCUACGCACGACAUGUGGAGGGAGGAAGAAAGGGCACGAGCGGAUUCGCGUGGCCAUCAGGCAAGAGCAUCGGGAGCUCGAGGAGAAGGAGGGAAGCCUUGGCGAGCAGCGAGGGCUAACCGACAACUCGGAGGAGUUGCAAGGUCAUUUUCUCCGUGAGACGAGCGAGCAGAGAAGAACCAGCGGCCUUUGGCUGAAUGGCUGCAAUGUCACCCGACCGCCCGAUGCCAUGACCGAGCCUGUACUCAUGUCCGUGGUUAUGGUCCAGGCAAGAUGCAAGACCUGUGCUACCCGGAAAAUUGUUCGAAUCCAUAAUGGCAAGCUCGUGCAUCAACAGUUCGAUGGUCUCAUCACUCCAGCCCUGCUCGGGCCAUUGGUGCUAAAGCAACAAGCAGCCCCCCGCAUCAGACAGGAGCAACCAACCCCACCAACCAUAACAGAUGCAUCCAUCACCGCCACAAUCAGGCACCGACCUGAGUUAAGAGUGCACGAAUCUGUCGAGUAUGCGUCCGCCGGGCAUCCAAGCCCGUUUGCAAGAGGGAGCUGUGGCUCUUUGCUUCCUUCUGUGCCGAGGGCUCGCUGUAACCAUCGGGUGCUCCGUUUCAGGGUGCUUCCUGAGCGUGCCACUCGACCCUUGCCUGCCGGACCCCGAGUCUGUUUCUCGCCCAAGGGUCGCGCGUUGCGCGUCGUCGCGUCGUGCCUUGUAAAGAGUGGUUCCAGCAACCCCAUUUACAGGUCGCUCGCGGCGUCAAAAGGCAGGCCCGGUCCCCACCUGUCCCAGCAACACAACAGGCAGGGACCCUCACCCGCGAGCUUUGACCCUCACAUCACCAGCAUCAUGUCCAAAGUCAAGGUGGCCGUGCGGUCGCGCCCACUCAACAAGCGCGGUUCGUACCUACAACUCUUCUGCUCUCCUCAUCAUCCCCGACCGCUAAUUGUCAUGGUGACGGUCAUUCAUCGUACCCAACACCCAUCCCCGCGACAAUGCAUGCGUUGGCUUGUAGAGCUUAAACGAGCACACGAGGUCAUUGUGGAGAUGCGCGGUGGCACGCAAACCAUCCUCACCAAACCCAACGACGGCACAACCAAGGUCGGUUCGGACUCUGCACCCGAGUGCAGAGUCAACCCUUCACAAGCUCACCCCACACUUGGGCGCGUUGUGGAUGGCAACGAAAAUCCCGACCUCAAGUUCAAGGUGGAAGUGAGCUACAUGGAAAUUUAUAACGAAAAGGUCCAAGAUUUGUUAAAUCCACGCAAAGGCUCAAACAUGCGCGUCCGCGAGCACAAAGCCCUUGGACCUUACGUCGAGGGAUUGUCCAAGCUCGCGGUCAAAGGCUUUGACGCCAUCAAGACUUUAAUGGAAGAAGGCAACAAACUGCGCCAUACAGCAGCCACGGAGAUGAACGACAAAAGCAGUCGUUCCCAUGCUGUAUUCACCCUGACAGUGACACAGGCCCACUACUUUGCCGCCACUAAAUCCACUGGUGAAAAGGUUUCGAGGGUGGCGCUCGUUGAUCUUGCAGGCAGCGAGCGAACCUCCAAGACCGGUGCUUCGGGCAUGCGGCUCCAAGAAGGCUCCAACAUCAACAAGUCCUUGACCACGCUUGGCCUGGUCAUCUCUGCACUGGCCGAAAACGGUAAGGUGGCCAUCUCCAAAGCCAAAGUGGCAAAUCACUGGUUGCUCAUUCUCAUCUGCACCACUGGGGUUGCUCGCCAGGAUUCGAUCGGAGGCAACUCCAAAACGGUCAUGGUGGCAGCCAUCAGCCCUGCCUCGGACAACUAUGAGGAAACCCUCUCAACUUUGCGUUAUGCCGAUCGUGCCAAACGCAUCGUCAAUAAUGCCAUUGUCAACGAGGACCCCAACGCCAAGGUUAUCCGCGAACUUCAAGAGGAGCUCGAGCGCCUUCGCUCAGAGGUAGCUCAUGGAGGUAGUGGCGGCGACACCGAGGAGCUGCAGCACAUGCGUGAUCGCCUCACGGAGACCGAGAGUCUUAUGAAAGAGAUGGAGCUUACUUGGGAAGAAAAACUCAAGCAAACCGAACAGAUCUUGUUGGAGAAACAAAAAGCGCUGGAUGAGCAUGGUGCAAGUGUAGCCUCUGGCAACCGUGCCCUACGUGUCGAAUCCAAACUGCCACAUUUCAUCUGCCUGAGUUCAUCGGACGACAGCUCGGCCGUUACAAUUUACACCUUCAAGGAGGGCAUCACCCGCAUUGGCAACCCCAAUGAUCCCUUGGUUGAGGACGACAUACCGGAGCAGGACAUUAUGCUUGACGGCGAAGGCGCUGAGGCAGAGCAUGCGAUUGUGGAGUUCAACCUUGAGCUUGAUGCCGAAGCCAAUUGCCUUGUGGAGAUGGUUCGCCUCCACCCCAUUGGCGAGCUCUGCUUGGUAAACGGUGAAGACAUGGAGGACUCGAUGCGUCUGCGCCAUGGUGACCUGAUUCAAUUGGGCGAGGAGAACCUUUUCCGGUUCAAUCACCCCACCGAGGCCCGCCGUUUGAAAAAGCACAAAGGCAAGGGUCGCAAGGCCCACAGCGUCGUCAAGAUGAUGGCACGGAAGCACGACAAGCUCAGUCCCGAGCAGAUUGAAACAAUGCGGAGCCAGCUGGAUGCUGAGAAGCAAGCAGAAAUUGCCCGAUUGCAGGCCUUGCGAGAGGCUGCAGAGCAGGAGGCACGCGAGGAGAUGGAGCGCAAAGCGGCCGAGACAGAGCGCCUCAAGCAAGAAAUGGAGCAAAUGCGUUUGCAGUACGAGAAGCAAAUGCAGGAGCAGAUGGCAGCUGAACGUGAGCGACAGGAACGCGAACGUCACAACCAGGCUAAGAAGGCUGAGGCCGAUCAGCGCGAGCGCGAGCUGGACCGUGAGCGUAUUCAAGCAGAGAUGGAAGCACGCCUUCGCGAGCGCGAAGAGGAAAUGCGGGCCAAGCUCAAAGCCGAGCUGGCAGACACGGCCACCGAGAAGCAUCAGGCGCAGGAGCACGUGCGGCAAGCAGAACAGGCCAUGCGUGAGCGUGAGGCACAGUUGGCCAAGUUGACAUCACAACUGAAGCAGAUGGAAACUGAGACGGCACAGGAGCGUGAGCUACGCGAGCAGCGUCACCAAGUGGAGCUGGCCGAGCGUGCCGCUGAGCAAGAACGUCAGCUGCGUGCUGAACUAGAAUCUCGCGAGCAAGAACAUGAGCGAGAAUUGCAGGCGGAGCUAGCUCGACGUGAAGAAGAGAACCGUCAACAGCUUCAGGCCACGCUUGAAGCGCAUGAGGCCAACAUGCGCAAGGUACAGGAGGAAGAGGCGCGUCUUCGGGAGGAGGCCUUGCUCCAAAUGCAAGCCAAUGACGCAGCCACCAAGGAGAAGCUGCGCCAGCUCGAGGAGGAGAGCUUGCGGCGCGAAGAGGAGCAGCGAGAAGCUUCAGAGCGGGAGGUUGCACGCAUGCGAGCAGAAAUGUCAGAGCGCACAUCGCGGUUUGAAGAGGAACAGCGCCGGCGUCGUCAUGCUGAAGAAGAAGCUGAGCACACGCGGCGCCUGCGGGAGAUCGAGGCGGCCAAUGAGCGCAAAAUGUACGAGGAAGAGAUGAAGCAAAAGGAAAUGCAACAACGGCGCAACAUGCAGGCCAAGGAUCGGUGGUUGAACCGGCAGCAGCUUGAGGCCGAGGUCCGAAUGCAAGAGCAGGCCAUGGCGGAGGAGAAGUUGCAGGCUGAACUGGCACGGAAAGAGCUGUCCAAGGCCAACAUCAAGCAUGAUCAUGCACGUCGGCAGUCUCUCAUGUACCGUGAGGGUUCGUCGCAGCCUUCGGACACGGAGGAUGAUGACGGUGCCGGCGUGCGCACGCUUGAUCAGCAGUUGCAGGAACUUUUGCAGCUAGCCAACGCGGAUGCCACAAUCAUGGAAGAGGAGAAUGAAGAGGAUGAAGAAGGCGAGGAUGGUGAUGAGGGCGACUACCACGAGGAGGAUGAAGACGAGGAUGAGGAUGAGGAUGAGGAUGAGGAUGCGAAUGUCGAUGGCGACGAAGACGAAGAUGAGGACGAGGACGAGGACGAGGACGAGGAAGAACAGGAAUCGCCGAGCAGCGGAAAGGCUGUUUUUGCGGAUGCCGAGCCUGAGUCGCCGCUUCAGUCGGUGGUUGAGCGACCAGCUCACCCUUUUUUGGACCUCAUGGAUGAGGCCAAGCCGAUUAAAAAGGAACGCCUGCCGACUGAGUCGGAUGACGGUGAUGAUGAAGAGGCCGAAGAGGACGAGGAAGAGGACGAGAUUAUUGACCUUAUGUCGGGUCGUUCCUCAACGGUGCGCAUCAACCGAUCUGACUCGGAUGGUUCGAUGAAUAAUCCCUUUUUUACCAUGGACACGACUUCUCCGUCGAAUACCGCGCGCAGUCGUCCGAAAGCCAGCAGUUUUACGGCGGGUUCGGAUGAUUUCAACCCCUUUGCCAACAUGGGUCCCGUUUCCACGGGAAGGGCGUCAUCUGGGAAAGUCAGCCCGGCCUCGGCCCCGGCCCGCUCGAGUCGGACAGUACCACCUCGUGGAUCCAGCGACGUCGCGGCAGGUCAGAGCCAGGAUGCCAUGCGUGAGCAAGAGCGAGAUCGUAAGGCGCGACAGAUGGCUAAGUUGCGUCAGCAACAAGAGCAACAGCGGAAAAAGCAGGCCGUGGGCAACGGAGCACCAAACGUGCCUUCUGGGCCGAGCCGAGCCGAUAAGUACCGCGUUGAUCUGACCCCGCAGACUCGGAGCAACGUGGACCUGCAGCAAAACCAAGCUGCUGUCCGCCAAGCGCGCCGACCUACGCAGAGCAUCGCAGACGCCAAAGCCCGUGCUGCGGCCCGCAAUGUAAAAGCGGCUGCGAACGGCAAGGCCGGCCGCGCACCCUCGGUCACCAGUAGUACUGGCAGCGUGUCGCACGAUGACUCGGUACGUGCCAACAUGAGCGUUGGCAUGCGAAAGAUUAUGGAGGCCCAACAGGAACUUCGUCUGGCUCCUCGGCAAACCCCACUUGACAUCAUGGUGGCCAAGGAGGUUAAAGAUGCCGUCAAGGCUGCUCUACGCGAUCGCAAGAUCAAACUCUGGAACCCUCCCUACACAGAUGCCGACGGCAACAGCACCGUCCCUGAGGAACUGAUUGCAGACCUCGUCAACACCACAUCAUACGAUGCCAGCACCGUUUCCGAAGCCGUCGAGGCGCUUCGCGCUGCUGCCGUCAAACGAUCUCGCGAACGCAGCAACACGAUCGAUAGUGCAGGGCGGAGUGGCUUUGAUAGUGCCCACGACAGUGGAGCUGCCACUCUGACCCCGGCCCCUGUGCCAGCUGCAGCCGUGGCUACCACUUCUUCGCCACACGCUGAACACGACGCUGCUUCAACAACCCCGGCCACACAUUCAACGCCUGCCGCUGACAGCCACAAAGAGAAGGGCAAGGCCGCCUCCAAUCAACCCUCGGAGGACGAGGAGGAAGUUCGCGCCAGGCCCCCACCUUUAAACGCCGGCAUGAUGGAUGACAUCUUUGGAGGCGAGGAAGCGACGCACAGCCCGGCUGCCAGCGCAGAAACCGAUGCAGAUGAGGAUUUGCCGCGUUCGGCCACCGGAAAAUCUCGCAAACAACGCCUCCUCACGGGCGUGCUUAAGAGCCUGCGCCCCAGCAGCAAGAAGGACCUCUCUGACCAGAUGGUCUCGCUCGAAAAUGAUGCCUUCUUCAUGAUGCAAGAACAGUCUGUGCACAUGACCGUCACCAAAAACCCCGAUGAAGAACCAGCCUACUUUGACGAUCUGACGCCAGAGCAGCAAGCCCGGUACAACCGCCGACAAUCCGUCUCCACCCGUCUGCAGGCACACAACGAACCCUUUGAUCCUUUUGCCGCACCCUCGGAAAUUGCGCCCGAACCCCCCAUCUUUGAUAUGGAUGUGGAAGACCAAGACGCUGCCGCGGCUGCACCAACAUCGGCAGACUCUGCGUCCAAGGAGGAGAAGGACGACGAUGAAGCGAAUGAGGCGCAGACCUCGAACCAGGAUGAUGAGUCCGCUGAAGACGAUCAGACAGCAGACAGUGCACCAGCUGCAGGGUCUGAGCCAAGCAAGACACUUGACCAACCGGAAGACAACAACGACGAAGACGCCGCCUCUUCCUCCGCAGCCACGGGGGCCGCAGGCGAUGACGAAGCCUCAGAAAUGGCCGACUCUGUGUCCCAGCUCCCACAAACCAAGUUCACCAAGAACACGCAUGCCUGGAAGCGCUCCAUCUCUGGCAAACACCUCGUUGCUGCUGAUGCAGAGGAGGAAAAGGCUGAUGAGGUCGGUGCUGAGGCCGUGCACCUCGGUAGCGAGCUCUCGCAGGAAUCCUCCACUGAUGAGCCUGUCAAGAACAAGCGACGCUUCGGCUUCAAGAGCAUCAAACUUGGUCUUGGUCGCAAACACAAGAGCGACCCGAGUUUGCUGCCCCCACCCGCCCCCAUCGUGCAGCCCUCCUCCGAGCUUAAAGCCAGCGAGAUGAUGAUGACCGAUGCUCAGCGCAUUGCCGUCAUGACCAUGGUCCGGGAUGGUACUUUGACGAUCGACCAGGCCAUUCGCAAGGUUUUGGCCGUGGAAGAGCUGCUGCACGACACGGCUGAUGACAGCAAGGAAGAUGGCGGGGCCAAGCCUGAGCCCACAGCCGCAGCUAAUUCAGACAACCUUGACCUCAAUGCCAGCACUGGUACUUCUGCGAGCGUGCGCAUUGACCGAGAGAUGCGCCGCCACAUCAUGAAUCAGGUCAAGGCAGGAAAGCUAACGGUAGAUGAGGCCAUCUCCAUCAUCCUGGAUGCUGAAGAUGAGAUGGCCAUCGCACAGGGCCUCAAGCCCAGGCCUGCCAAGGCCCGCGCCAAGCAAGGACGCGCCUCGCUCAUCUUCUCUGAUGACGACCUUGCCUACAUGGCGGGCACGGUGCAAGAGCCUCUAUCCUCAGCCACGGCUUCACGACCUCGGCCCAAGAAUCGUCCCCCCACUCGUGCAAAACUGCGUGAAACGGUCAACUUUGCCGCCGAUCCCCGGUUCGAAGAUGAGAGCGCAGCCGCAAUGUUUGAAGAGGAUGCCAGUCAUGCAGACCCCGAGCCUGUCUCAGAAGCAGCACCAGUCGAGAUCAAGCAGUCUGAGCCUGCCCCCGAGCCUGCCCCUGAGUCUGCCCCCGAGCCUGAAAGUGAGGAGGCAGCCCCUGUCGUGGCGCCACGCCGCAAGAAGCGCGGCAAGAAGAGCUCACUUGCUCCUGAAAGUGUGGAAGCGUGGCUCGCUGAUCUUGGGCUGGAGGUUCUGAGCCCCAAGUUCACCGCGCACGGAUUAACCGACCCUGCAGCACUUGCAGAGCUGACUGACAGCACCUUGGUGUCCAUGGACGUGGACGAUGCCGAGCACAGGAAGCGUCUUCUUGAGGCUGCUGCGAGCUUGGGUAAUGGUAAGGGUGAGAAGAAAGGCUUGGCAGCAGCUCUGAGCCCGCGCUCGGGCCGCAAGAAAGCCUCGCAGGAAUCGCUACCCCCUGUUGAGGUCAAGUUCACUGCGCCGGCUUUCAAGGCGUCAGAGCUGCACCUUUCGCAAGAGCAGCAGCUUCAAGUCCUGAAUUUGGUCAAGGAAGGCAAGCUGACCAUGGAUGAGGCCGUUGCGCGGGUGCUUGAGGUGGAGCGGCAGCAUCAGGCUGGGAGCACGGACCCUGCGGUUGACGAACAGGGGUUCACCGUGGUACCAGAGGCACCGACUAUGCGCCCAGAGGAGGCCUUCAAACAGGCCUUUGCCUCAGACUCGGAAGACGACAAGGACUCUGACGAAGAGGAAGAGAACAAGCCGCGUGCUCCCAAAAUUCGGGUCCAGAUCAAAGCCCACUCUGCCACGAGCCUGGAUGACCCAUUUGCCUCUGCUACCUCAGCAGCUACGAGCAGUGUGACCGCAGACGAAUCAGUCACGCGGGAGCGCAUAGACACAGCAACUGUAGCUGCGGCUUUUGAUGGAACAGACGCUUUUGGCGUGCCCGCGUCAAGCACCGACGCGGCAAACGCCACCGCCGCAUCGUUUGAUCCGUUUGCUGCCUCGACGGACGACCCGUUUGCCGCCGGUGCUACACAAGCGCCCGCUGCCCCUACCCCUGCCGAGGCGGUCGAAACCAACGCGGCCACCAAUGACUCUGUAGAUGUUACAGCCGACCCCGCGCAAGUGGACACCCAAACUGAAGAUGUGCCAAAGCCACCCGAUGCGAGCACCACGCAAGGCCCUGCCACUGGCUCAAGUCAGCCAAAGUCAGAGGAUGAAAGUCAAACAACUGCUUCCGAAGCAACGCCUGCUUCCGAAGCAACGCCUGCUUCCGAAGCAACGCCUGCAGCUGAAGUCCCCGCCACUGCGCCCGUCCGCCCUACCCCUGCGCCACGGCGUGCAUCCGUUGGACCGGCAUCCGCGCCCAAGCAGCCACCGCCCGUGGCCCGCAAACGGUCUUCCACCGAGGUCAAAAAACCAGCACCGCCACCACCCAAGCCCAAACCCAAACCGCGUCCGGCUUCAGUGAGUUCCGAAACCGGAACUGCCGAAGCCUCUGAGGCCGUGAAGCCCGUCCCAACAAAGCCGGCUCUGGCAGAAACAUCUGCAGCAGAGGCAGCUCCAGCGGAGGCAGCUCCAGCAGAGGUGACAUCGGCAGAGCCCGCUGCGAUGACUGCUACGGAACCUGUAGCAGAGUUGCCCGCCACGGACGCCGCUGACGCCACCGAGGCCGGCGCGGCAAAGUCCGCCCCGCCAGCUACAGCACCGCGCAAAUCAGCCAAGGCGCGCAUGCAACUCAACCUAGCUGGUGUGACUCAUGACGACUCGCCAACAGAGACCGCCAAGGCGGGGCCGUCUGCUCAACAAGCAGCAGAGCCCGAGCGAAGCCGCAUUUACCAAGCCUUGAAUGCCAAACCACUUUGGGCAGAAUCCGAUGAGGACCGCAAGAAGCGCGAAGCGUCGGCCGUGAUUGUUGGAACUGGGCGCAGUCAACGCUCAGCAGCUGCGUUUCUUGCUCAAGAGGACAACAGUAUGGAGGACCUAGAAGCGGCAGAUGCUCGCAUCGAGACUCUACGAAAGCAGGCAUUGGGCAAGAUGGAAGACUUUGAUUCAGCCAUGGUUGAGAUGCAAACCGGUGGUAAAAAGGCUGCUCCACCACCCGUUGCGCCCAAGAAGAAAUCGGCGGCCCCAAGCACGGGGUCGGCUGAUUUCAAUCCAUUUGGCGCGCCGGCGACGAAUGCUGCGUCAUCCCAAGCAGAGGCUGAGGCCACCAGCGAGGACGAGCGUGAAAGCGACUCGGACUUUGAUGCCGACUUCAUGGCCCAGCUCAAUCGUCGUCGCGCUGAGCGCGAGGCGGAGGAGCAGCGCCGGGCUGAGGAACUGCGCAAGCAAUUUGAGGCCAAGAAGGCGGCCGAAGAUACGGAGCGCGCCGAGCUGCUGGCUGCAUUGGCCAAAGAAAAAGCCGAGGAAGAAGAAAAGGAACGACGUCGUCGCUCACAACUUUUCCACGAAACCAUGGCUCGUGCUCAAGACAUGUCUUUCCAGUUUUCCUUUUCUUAG